AUGGACGACAUGACUAUGUUUUCUGGAAAAGGUCUUUUGGCCGUCGAAUGGACGCUUAUUGGCAUUGCGCUCAUCCUCCUCAUCGCACGACUUUACCUACGAAUUCGAUACCUUCAAUCCGGAUUUGUGAUAAGCGAUGUUUUUAUGAUUGCAGCCUUUGUCGCGGCCGCCUCCUUAACAUCCGCCGACACUUGGUUAUAUCACAUGAAAGUGUACAAGCCAGAUGUGGAUUUUCAGAUGAAUCACUGGGAUCCAUCAGUUGAAGAGAAGAUCCAAGUUUACAAGACGUUCUUCAGUUUAUACUUUCCCUUCUAUAUCGAACAAUAUCUCAACAAAGGUACUCUCAUUGCACUGUACUUUGAAAUAUUCGGCCAGCAUAUGGGAAAGACGAGGACCUCUUUAUUUGCUCUUUCGACCUUUUGCAUCAUUGGAUUCAUAACUACUGUGCUGAUGAACUUGUUUUACUGCCGCUUCGGCUGUUACUGGUCACUUGAUAAUCCGUGUGAUGCAAGUUGUGUCGUUGUCAAAGAUAAUGUGGGCUGGGCUUUUCAUUUCGCAAGUGGCCUUCUCAUCUUUGUUCUGCCUCUGGUUUACAUUAAUCGAUUAAAUAUGUCAAAGACACAGAGGAUUAGCACUGGUAUCAUUUUUUGCCUGGGAUUCAUUAACCUCUGCAUCGCCUUGGCCAGGUGGUUCAUCGUCCAAUCGGUGUUCUCACCGAGCCCUUCUCUUCCUUUCGGCGAGGCUCUUGCCGUGUCAGACGCUCACUCAGGGCUGAUAAUCUCCAUUUUACUGUCACUCCGAGCGUAUCUGAGAAUAUUCCGCGGAGAAGACCCCGAGACUCGCCAUGCACGCCUAACCAGUACCAGUACCAGUGCUACGGGCUGCCGCUCCCAAGUAUCAGCUAUCCGUAAAGAGAUCACUACAUGUCAAGAAAUCUCUUAUCUUAGCGUGGACGAGCAGGCGUUUUUUCAAGGGAGAGUUCCCGAUGUGUUUUGUGAUACGAGAUCAAUUAGGACGGUAUCGGUAAAUGGAAAUGCCGUCUGA
Clonostachys rhizophaga is the source of this 1044-nucleotide messenger RNA. NCBI's taxonomy places the organism in Eukaryota, Fungi, Ascomycota, Sordariomycetes, Hypocreales, Bionectriaceae. The record is from the annotation of a GenBank genome assembly.